This is a messenger RNA of Coniosporium apollinis CBS 100218, 1269 nucleotides long. RefSeq lists its product as uncharacterized. Lineage: Eukaryota; Fungi; Ascomycota; Dothideomycetes. The coding region runs from base 1 to 1269 and encodes 422 amino acids. The record is from RefSeq and is a predicted model, not a curated record. The transcript has 3 exons.
AUGGUCUUAGAGGCGGAGCAAAGUCGUAUCCUAGUGGAUUACUCAGAGAAGCCCUCCCUUGAUGUUCUUCUUAGUUCAUACUUUCUGCACGUUUUCUAUGCCGAUACCGGCCGUUACCAUAAGUCCACGCUCCUCUUGCGAGAAUCGGUGACUUUUGCGCAUAUUCUGGGGCUCCAUCUGAAGGCUCACUACGAAAAUCUCAACGCGAGCGAUACUCAGCAUCAUCUGCGCAUCGUCUGGCUGCUGUUCGUUACUGAGAGCAGCUUUGCCCAGCUUUUCACUGCACAUUCGAAACAGCACGACAUACCACCCACGCUCAAGCUUAGCCCCGACCUACCUCCUCUUGAUGCUAGCGAAGACCCUAUAUUGCUCUCGGCGUUUGUCAGCUUAUGCAAGCUCUUCCAGACUUUCGAUCACGCCUUGUCGAUUUCAACCCCGAGUGGAAUGGUAGAUCCUCGGACUAUAUUCUCGGCAGCGUACCAGCAGUUCCAGCAACUACCAAAUCUGUCGCCCUAUGGGAACGAGAUGCAGCGGGCCGAUGUUAUGGUCACACAGCAAUGGAUGCAGAUAGUAUUUUGGAAGUUUACUAUGCCUUACGUAGCACUGACCACGAUGUCUGAGGAUCCGAGCUUCAGCUUCUCGUUUCCGGCGGUGAUUGCGCAUCAGCUCCUCUCUAAUAUUAGAGAUAUCUCUGUUGAUACGCUCUCGGCUCACGGUGUGGGAAUGGAAAACAAGCUGCACGAGGUGGCAAACUCUCUUGCGGACGUCAUCAUGUGUGUCCCGCAGGUGGCGCAAGUUAACAGCAUGGAGCUGGGGCCGAGAGAUAUGUUGUUCCAACUAGCGAACAUCCUUACGGCGUUCAACGGUGCAAACCCAUCGUCGUUGUCGUAUCUUCAGCAAAAGUUGAUCGACUGCGGGCUCGGAGUUCCCCAGAUUUCAAGGAUUACAGAACUACCGGAUGGCAUCACCGAAAGCCAACAGCAAGACUCGUCCAAUAGCCUUGACAACAGUCUGUAUAUGACUGACGAAGCGGAGCACGGCGAUUGGCUUAUGCAACAAAUACCAUUAGUAGCACCACCAUCCUUGGAGCAUGGCCCUGGUUCAUCAGUAGACAAGGUAUCUGCUGGAAGUCCUCGGAACUUCAAUUGGCUGCCGCAGGGGGUGGACGACUUCGGAGAACCCAUGGUCCAGUCUUUCGACUUUGCGCACGUCGUUACGACCCCCCGGUUAUUUGCAAACGAUUUCUUGCAUAACAAGUUUACUGUUUAG